This is a messenger RNA of Nicrophorus vespilloides, 5297 nucleotides long. Its product is annotated as bifunctional glutamate/proline--tRNA ligase. The coding region runs from base 143 to 5221 and encodes 1692 amino acids. The transcript is spliced from 18 exons. Gene Ontology annotation, cellular component: aminoacyl-tRNA synthetase multienzyme complex; cytoplasm. Gene Ontology annotation, biological process: glutamyl-tRNA aminoacylation; translation; prolyl-tRNA aminoacylation. Lineage: Eukaryota; Metazoa; Arthropoda; Insecta; Coleoptera; Silphidae. The record is from RefSeq and is a predicted model, not a curated record. Gene Ontology annotation, molecular function: proline-tRNA ligase activity; ATP binding; glutamate-tRNA ligase activity.
CUGAUUUGAACACGUUGUUGGUUGCCUAUAGGGUAUGAGGUGUUAUCUGUCGAGCGCAGAGCAUAUUUGAAAUUAAAUAUUGCAUCAUUUUAUUUUCACAGAAACUUACUUCAGUGGGAUUUCUAAUUGGAACGAACAUAAAAUGAAUAUUACAUGUUCGAAAACGAGUCCACCCGUGGGUGGUUUCCUGUUUGCUAAAUAUAUUGAGGGACAAUAUAAAAAUGUGGCCAGCAUCAAAUGGAGCACAGAGUCUGCUGUCGAUAAACAUGGUGAUAAAUAUCAAUGUUCAUCUGAUAUCCAAAUGUGCAGAGUUCUUGCUAAACUCACAGAUGAGGAUGGAUGUUAUGGAGAGAAUGCCCUGGAGAAGUCACAGGUUGAUAGUUGGUUGAACUACUCGACAGGACCAUUACUUUCCAAAGCAAAUUUCACAGCUAGUCUGGAAUAUCUAAAUAAAGCUUUGACUUCAAUGACUUACUUAGCUUGCAAGAGGUUAACAAUUGCUGAUAUUUCAAUUUUUGGUGUACUAUAUGCUAAUAAGCAAUGGCAAGGUUUGGUUUCAAAGAAGGAAGCGCCAGUGAAUCUUUUGCGUUGGUAUAAUUUCAUAAAGGGACAGCAAGAUCUCGGUCAUGCUCUUACUUGUAUACCGGAAGAUGUUAAGGCUGUUAUGAGUCCGGUUUCGAGUAGACAGACAGCGGACAAAAGCGGCCGCGCUCAAGAAGGCAAAUUUGUAGAUUUGCCUGGUGCGGAGAUGGGUAAAGUGAUAGUCCGUUUUCCUCCAGAAGCAUCUGGUUAUCUGCACAUUGGCCAUGCUAAGGCUGCCCUGCUUAAUCAGUACUACCAGCAAGCUUUCAAUGGAAAGUUGAUCAUGCGAUUCGACGAUACCAAUCCUGCUAAGGAGAACGUCCAUUUCGAGAAAGUCAUCCUCGAAGAUGUGGCUAUGCUUGAGAUCAAACCGGAUAUGUUCACGCAUACAUCACAAUAUUUCGAUCUUAUGAUCGAGUAUUGCGAGAAAAUGCUCAAAAAUGGCACAGCCUAUGUAGACGAUACAAAUGCGGAAAUGAUGAAAGAGCAGAGAGACCAAAAGAUGGAAAGCGUCAACAGGAAUAAUUCAUACGAAAAGAAUCGCGCUAUGUGGGAUGAAAUGGUGAAAGGUUCCGCAAAGGGUCAACAAUGUUGCGUGAGGGCUAAGAUUGACAUGCAAAGCCCUAAUGGUUGCAUGAGGGAUCCCACUAUCUAUAGGUGCAAGAACGAACCGCAUCCUAGGACUGGAACACAAUACAAAGUAUAUCCAACUUAUGAUUUCGCUUGUCCAAUUGUGGACGCAAUUGAAGGUGUUACUCACACUCUUCGUACUAUGGAAUACCAUGACAGGGAUGCCCAAUUUUACUGGUUCAUAGAUGCUUUAGGUCUUAGAAAGCCAUACAUCUGGGAAUAUAGUAGACUGUCCAUGACCAACACUGUAUUGAGUAAACGGAAACUUACUUGGUUCGUCCAAGAAGGUCUCGUCGAUGGAUGGGAUGAUCCACGAAUGCCGACAGUACGCGGUGUUCUUCGCAGAGGUAUGACCGUGGAAGGUUUGAAGCAGUUUAUCAUUGCUCAGGGAUCAAGUCGUUCUGUUGUCUUCAUGGAAUGGGACAAGAUCUGGGCGUUCAACAAGAAGGUCAUUGAUCCUAUUGCUCCGCGAUUCACCGCUCUAGAACACGAAAAUCCUGUGUCAAUUAUCGUAAAGGGUGUUAAGGAAGAAAAGACUUCUGUGCCCAAACAUCCCAAGGAUACUAAAAUCGGGAACAAAGAUGUGUGGGUUGGUCCAAAGAUAUUGAUCGAUGGUGCCGAUGCCGAGUCCUUGAAGGAGGGCGAAAAUACUACCUUUAUUAAUUGGGGUAACUUAAUGAUCAAGAAAAUCAACAAACAAAAUGGAAAAGUAACGUCUGUUGAAGCCGAACCCAACUUGGAUAACAAAGAUUACAAGAAAACAGUUAAACUCACGUGGUUGGCUGAAACAGCGAAGGCGGAGUUCACUCCGACUUGGUGCGUUUAUUUCGAUCAUAUCAUGAGCAAACCAUUGUUGGGCAAGGAUGAUGAUUUCAAAGACUUUGUUGGACACGAAACAAGGAGAGAAGUCAAGAUGCUCGGAGAUCCAGAAUUGAGGAAUUUGAAGGAAGGCGAUAUCAUCCAAUUGCAACGUAAAGGAUUCUUCAGAGUCGAUGUACCAUACAGUCCUCCAAGCGAGUUCAGCAAUGUCGAACAGCCAAUCGUUUUGUUCUAUAUUCCAGAUGGUCAUACAAAGGAAACGCCCACCGCGAACGUAACAGCUUCCAAAGUGCAGACCACUAAUAAACAGAGUAAGGAAAGUGGAUCUAGCAAACAAGGCUCGCCGAAACCAAGCAGAACUGCUGUUGAUAUUAAUGAUGAAAUUGUGAAGCAAGGUGAUACUGUGCGGAACUUGAAGACUCAAAAAUCUCCUAAAGCCGAUAUCGACAGUGCGGUAAAGAUUCUAUUGGCACUUAAGACUGAAUACAAAGAGUUAACUAAAUCUGACUGGAAACCUGGUUGCGUGGCAUCAGCUCCAACCUCUGGUAACACUGACGAUUUAAGUUCAAAGAUUUCAGCACAAGGCGAAAAGGUAAGGAAAUUGAAGUCUGAAAAGGCUGAUAAGGGAACAGUCGAUGUUGAAGUGAAAGCUUUACUGGCUUUGAAAGCUCAAUAUAAGGAGUCGACUGGCAAGGAUUGGAAACCAGAACCUGCUGCAACUAUUUGCCCUGCGUCAUCGUCAUCGCCAAACAAUAGUGAAAUAUUAGCCAAGAUCACUCUGCAAGGUGUCAAAGUUAGAGAGCUUAAAUCGAAGAAAGCUGAUAAAGCAGCGAUCGACGCCGAGGUGAAGCAACUGUUGGCUCUCAAAGCUGAUUUCAAAGCUUUGACUGGUAAAGAUUGGACUCCGGAUACAAAAAGUUCGGGGCCUGUAAUCGCCAUAUGCCCAGCUAAGCCUCCAAGUGGUGAGAACGAAUUGCUCGAAAAAAUUGCGUCUCAAGGUGAGAAAGUGCGAGAUUUGAAGUCCAAAAAGGCGGAUAAGGCUGCAAUCGAUGUCGAAGUGAAGCAGUUGCUAUCGUUGAAAGCAGAUUUCAAAAGUGCGACUGGUAAGGAUUGGAAACCUGGAAUGGCUCCAAUCAAAGAUGUUUGCACUACAGCAGUUAAUUCUGAAGACAAAUUGUUGAGUGAAAUUGCCAAGCAAGGAGAUAAAGUUCGUCAAUUGAAAACUGAAAAGGCCGAUAAAUGUGCUGUGGAUGUCGAAGUGAAAAAACUUUUGGCAUUGAAAGCCGAUUUUAAAUCUGCUACUGGUAAAGAUUGGAAACCAGGUAUGCAACCUUCUGCCCCAUCUCCAGUAUCCCCACCUCCUGCUACUGAUUCUGGAGCUUCCGGAGAUUCAGCAAAGGAUGAAUUGACCGCUAAAGUUACGGCUCAAGGGGAUUUGGUCAGGAAUUUAAAGACUCAGAAAGCAUCUAAGGAUGAAAUCGAUAGCGCCGUUAAAGUCUUGUUAGAGUUGAAAGUUCAAUACAAAACUUUGACCGGCACUGAUUUUCCUGUCGCAGGUAGGACUCCCAGUAAACCGAAAGAGGUUAAAGAAAAGGUUGUAAAGCAGAAAGCACAGCCUAAAGAAAAGAAAGUUGUUGAUGUGAACAAGGUCGAAGAUGGAGCAGGAAAGAAGCAAACUCGUUUGGGUUUGGAGGCUAAGAAGGAAGAGAAUUUGUCAGAUUGGUAUUCUCAGGUGAUCACUAAAGGAGAAAUGAUCGAAUAUUAUGACGUGUCGGGUUGUUAUAUCUUUAGACCAUGGUCGUUUGCCGUUUGGGAAGCGAUCCGAGAUUGGUUUGAUAUAGAAAUCAAGAAACUUGGUGUGCAGAACUGCUACUUCCCCAUUUUUGUGUCGAAAGCUGUGUUGGAAAAGGAAAAAACGCAUAUUGCUGAUUUCGCCCCAGAGGUAGCAUGGGUAACAAAAUCAGGAGAUUCUGAUAUGGCCGAACCCAUUGCAGUCCGUCCUACAUCCGAAACUGUUAUGUAUCCCGCGUACGCCAAGUGGAUACAAUCUUAUAGAGAUUUACCAAUCAAAUUAAACCAAUGGAACAACGUCGUGCGCUGGGAAUUCAAACAUCCUCAACCGUUCUUGAGAACACGAGAGUUCCUGUGGCAAGAAGGACAUACGGCAUAUGCGAACGCUGAAGAAGCCAAAGUGGAAGUGAAGACCAUCCUGGACCUGUACGCACAAGUGUACACGGACCUUCUUGCCAUUCCUGUUGUUAAGGGCAGAAAGACCGAAAAGGAAAAGUUCGCUGGAGGUGAUUUCACGUACACAGUGGAAGCUUUCGUCUCUGCUAGUGGACGAGCUAUUCAAGGCGCCACAUCUCAUUUCCUUGGACAAAACUUCUCGAAGAUGUUCGACAUCAUCUAUGAAGACCCCGAGACUCAGGAGAAGAAGUUCGUCUAUCAGAACUCCUGGGGUAUCACGACAAGAACUAUAGGUGUCAUGAUUAUGGUGCAUGCCGAUAAUCAAGGAUUAGUGUUACCACCAAGAGUUGCUAGCGUUCAAAUUGCAAUUGUUCCGUGCGGGAUCACGGCUAGCUUAUCUGAAGCUGAUCGCAAGGAACUUCAAGUCUCCUGUGACGCUUUAGAAGUUGAACUGAAAUCAGCAGGUGUUCGUGUCAAAGGCGAUUAUCGUGACAAUUAUUCUCCAGGUUGGAAGUUUAAUCAUUGGGAAUUAAAGGGUGUUCCAAUCCGCGUGGAGCUCGGUCCAAAGGACAUGAAGAACAAACAAUUGGUUGCAGUUCGUCGUGACACCGGUGAAAAAAUCACGAUUAAACGCGAAUCCGCUGCUAAAGACCUGGCUAAUCUUUUGGAGGCUAUCCAAAAGAACUUAUAUGAUAACGCCUGCAAAGACUUGGAUACUCAUAAAGUGACGUUAACUGAUUGGUCACAGUUUGGACCAAAUCUCGAUAAAAAGAACAUAAUUUUGGCUCCGUUCUGCGGCGACAUCGAUUGCGAAGAAAAGAUUAAAGCUGAUAGCGCGAGAGAUGAUAGCGAGACGGCUGAACCUGGAGCACCAUCUAUGGGUGCCAAGUCCUUAUGCAUACCAUUGGAGCAACCUGCAAAUAUUAAUGCUACGGAUAAAUGUAUCCAUCCUGAUUGCAAGAAGAAACCGCAAUUCUACACGCUGUUUGGAAGGAGCUAUUAAGAAAAUGGCAUUCGUCAAUUAAAUAAUAUAUUUUGUCGGUUAAACAAUAACCUAUUUAAAAUAUUUGUAAUAAAAU